AUGGACCAGGCUGUGGUGGUUCUAGAAGCUGGAGCAGAAGUGGAUGCCUCUGCUCCUGAAGUUAUGGUAGAAGUGCCCAGAUAUGUUGGUGCCCUGUCAGUGGUGACUACCCCCUUGAAGCCCCCAAUUGUUGCUAUGCCUAUUCAUUCCCUUCCAGGUUCAUCUGCCGCGGCCUCCUUUGCUGAUCCAAAACUGGCAGAAUUUGAAGCCCUGGACUCAGAUGCCCAACUAGACAUAUUGGAAAUGCUUAGCUCUCCUGUAGGUAAGGCAAAAUCCAAGGCAGUGAAGAGGCUAUGGAAAGGCUGA
Molecule: messenger RNA, 306 nt
Organism: Prunus armeniaca (apricot)
Lineage: Eukaryota; Viridiplantae; Streptophyta; Magnoliopsida; Rosales; Rosaceae
Source: the annotation of a GenBank genome assembly